AUGAAACGAGCUAAGAGUAUGUCUAAAUCAAAAAAACCUGAUAAAGGUAAAACCACCAAUCGUAAACAUACUUCAAAAUCAAAAUCUAAACAAAUGACAAAUAGUAAAUCCACUUUUGCCGAUGCUUUGAGUUGCAGUGUGAUUGGAGCAUCACAAAAACCAACAACGGAAAAACCGAAAUCUGCUGUGGAUACAAUGAGUGUAUUGAUGGAAUGUACAAAAGUUCAACAACAAAUCGAAAAUCAAACAAUAACUAAAUGUACAUCAAUGAAAGAGUUGAAUCGUAAAGGAUUUAAAGUAAACGUUGAUAAAGGUAAAGACAAUAUAUUCAGCGGUAAAGGUCCCGAGAAUCUAGAGAUGCUUGUAAAAAUUAUAAAUCUUAAAAUGAUGACCCCACGAUAUAGAAAAAAUUUUGAACAACAAAGCGUGAAAAUUUAUAAAUUCAUUGGAGAGAAGCCGUUGUGUGAUUCAUUUCCUAAAGUUUAUGAUAUAUUUCUCAUUGAAAAAGUUUAUCUAAUUUUUAUGGAAGUAGUGGGACCGAAAACUUUAUACGAUUUAAUUGUGGAAAAGGAAUCAUUUCCAGUACGUACUAUACAGCAAUGGAUGCACCAAUUGACCCAAGGUAUAUGUGUCUUACAACAGUAUGGUAUUGCUCAUCGAUUUCUUAAGCUUAAACAUUUGGUCAUUAAUGGUGAACAGUUGAAAAUUCUUGGCUGGAGUAAAGCAGUUUUUUUCUGGGAUAAUCACAAACAGAAAGCGUUGAAACAGCAAAAGGAAAAGCGAAUACAUAAGAAUAACUUUUUGCCACCUGAAGUAUUUCAAGAUGCAUAUGAUCCAUCCAAAGCGGAUGUUUGGUCGUUGGGAACUAUCAUUGUAGCAAUACUUACACGUCAUUAUCCAUUUCAUGUUCGUAUAAAAACGAAUUUCAAUGAUCAAUGGCAAAUGUUCUCGAAGAAACAUUUCAUCGAUCCUGUGGCUAAAGAAUUAUGUGAUAAAAUUUUUGUCAUGGAUCCAAGAAAACGAAUCAAAGCCGCCGACAUUCUACGUGAUCAAUUUUUUCGAACCGACAUUAUGAUCAUAGAUUCAUUAAAAAGUGACCAAAAUAAAUCCAGCAAACAUACAACAAAAAGCAAAAAAUCAAGCGAACUGGGUGAAGUCGAAUCAUCAUCAUGUCGUAAUAAAUUACCAACUUUUUUCCAAAGCAGCAACGAUAAAUCUAAACAAAAAUCAACAUCGGCAAAGGAACCUUCUAAAAAAUCGUCUAAAAAAGAAAGUUCAAAACAAAAAUCACAAUUUUCAAACAGCAAAGCGAUGAGCAAGAGUGCCAUUGGAAAAUCUCAACAAAAUUCAGCACCAAUGGGAUUAGCAGCUGGUGCUCCAAGUGAUAAAGAAUCUGCCAAAGCAUCUUCCAAAGGAUCUUCCAAAGGAUCUUCUAAAGAAUCUGCCAAAGAAUCUUCCAAAGGAUCUUCCAAAGGAUCUUCUAAAGAAUCUGCCAAAGCAAGUGAUAAAGCAUCUCUUAAAGCAUCUUCUAAAGCAUCGUCAAAAGCAUCUACUGCAGCUUCGAAAGCUUCUGCUGCAUCGUCUAAAGCGUGUGAUGCAGAUUCUAAUGCAUCUGCUGUAGCUUCUAAUGCAGCUUCAGCUUCUAAUGCAAAUUCAUCAAAUGAUGAAGGAGAAGGAAAAAUAAAAAUAAAAAUUGAACAGCCACCGAAAGACCCAUCAAGUGAGUCGAAUGAUGAUAAAGAUGAAGUUAAGGAUGAAGAUAAGAGUGAAGUUAAGGAUGAAGAUAAGAGUGAAGUUAAGGAUGAAGAUAAGAGUGAAGAUAAGAGUGAAGAUAAGAGUGAAGAUAAGGAUGAAGAUAAUGGUGACGAUAAGAUUGGAGAAAAAGUUGGUGAAGAAUCGGAAGCAGAUGAAAUUGGCGCUGAAGAAGAUGAUGAAGAAAAAGUAACUAAUGAAGAAUUACAAGCAGCCGAAGAACAAGAAGAAUCAGCAAAACCAUCCGAAGCCGAUGAAGUUGCCGAUGAAGAAGGUAAAAAAACGAUGUUGGAAGCGGCAUCCGCAUUGAGUGAGCAACAAUCCAGUCAGAAUAAAGCAAAAUCUGAGGGCGGUGGCAGUGCUUUCGAAGAUGAAGAAGGUAGUAAUGGAUCUGCCAAAGUAUCAAAUGCCAAAGUAUCAAAUGCUGCACAACCGCCUGAAUCAGAAGAUGGUGGUGGUGAAGAGCAACCGGCAUCACAACAAGAAUCACCAUCAUCAGCAGGACCAAAUGAAAGUGGGCAAGAAUCGAGUAAUACUUAAAAUUAUUAGAAUAAAUUUGAAUAUUCUUAGCAAUAAAAUUUUAGAUCAAUA
Dermatophagoides pteronyssinus (European house dust mite) is the source of this 2343-nucleotide messenger RNA. RefSeq lists its product as uncharacterized. Gene Ontology annotation, cellular component: cytoplasm. Gene Ontology annotation, biological process: intracellular signal transduction; protein phosphorylation. NCBI's taxonomy places the organism in Eukaryota, Metazoa, Arthropoda, Arachnida, Sarcoptiformes, Pyroglyphidae. The record is from RefSeq and is a predicted model, not a curated record. Gene Ontology annotation, molecular function: ATP binding; protein serine/threonine kinase activity.